Messenger RNA from Venturia canescens, 1301 nucleotides. RefSeq lists its product as uncharacterized. Bases 188 to 1270 code for a protein of 360 amino acids. The transcript is spliced from 2 exons. NCBI's taxonomy places the organism in Eukaryota, Metazoa, Arthropoda, Insecta, Hymenoptera, Ichneumonidae. The record is from RefSeq and is a predicted model, not a curated record.
UGAACCUAUUCACACAGAUGAUAUUGCCCACAACUCGGAAUCACCAACGUUAAACGAAAGCUCUUCACAACAUAUUUUGCAAGAAUUCGAUGAAUGUUCACUCGAUACACCUGCUUUUGAUGCACAGCAUUCUUUGAUAAACGUUUCUGAUCCUGCAAAGACGGCUGAACUCAACACAGAACUAAAUAUGGUUCAAACUAACAUGGAAUCAAAUUGCAUGUCAAAAGAACUAGCAGAGGAUUCCUCAGAACCUAUUCACACAGAUGAUAUUCCCGAUAAUUCUGAAUUAUCAACGUUAAACGAAAGUUUUCCACAACGUGUUCUGCGAGAGUCAUAUAUACAAUCACUCAACACACUUGAUUUUGAUGGACAACAUGGUUCGAUAUACUGCUUCGAUCCUGCAGAAACAGCCGAAUUUAGUACAGAAAUCGAUACGGCUCAAGUCGGCACACAAAAUAAAAAUAUUUUAGAGCAAUCGAUGACAUAUUCUUCACAGUCACUUGACAAUGAUAAUAUCGAUAAUGCUACUUUUUCAAAAGAGCAGACUAACGCCGAAAAUGUAAUUUCGUCAUCGGACGGAAAUGAUGAGGAAUGGUUACCCGCAGAAGUUCAGUACACUAUGAACCCAGUGCUCGAUCAGAUACUUUUAAACAAUGAUGACUAUUUACAAAGCGAAAAAAAUCUCGAAAAUGUUGGCGAAGAUGAACAGAUUAUUGAAGAAGAGAGUAUUGAGUGUGAAGGAACUAUGGUUGAUGAAAGAUUACGGAGAUCGAAUCGUCGUCGAAAUGUUAUUUUAUCACCGUUUCCUGAGAGAGGAACAAGUGAAAGUGUUUCGUUGCCUCGACUUUCUCCGACAAUGACCAACGAUGCCACAGAACAAAGUCACGACGAUAGCGUUACCGAUGAGGAUUACGUUCCGACCGAGGCUUCAAGCUCUUCAGAUGAAUUUCUAAAUGCAACGAAUAACAGUAAUACUAGCGCUGGACGCGAAAAAAAUGUUCCGACAAACAAUUGUAUUCACUCACGAGAAAAGGAUUCCGGAGUGUUAAACAUUUCCGGCAGAGCGGCAACAGGAUCGGUGGAUGACACAAAUUUAUCCGUGCAAACAUCAGCUCAAAAAAAAAGUGAGAAAAAAUACUUUUGCAUGUAUUGCCAUAAACUUUAUAGCAAACUCCCACGGCAUCUUGAGACAGUCCACAUCAAAGAGAAUGACGUGAAAAAGUUUUCCAUGCUAAAGAGAGGUUUGAAUUUGUUUUUUAUACAUAAAUGAUGUCAAUAUUUCAUAACUAUAGAUUUUUGCA